Molecule: messenger RNA, 687 nt
Organism: Rhizophagus irregularis DAOM 181602=DAOM 197198
Lineage: Eukaryota; Fungi; Glomeromycota; Glomeromycetes; Glomerales; Glomeraceae
Source: RefSeq, a predicted model, not a curated record
AUGAUAACUCUAAAGGUUUGGUUUAAACUUGAGAAUCCUAAAGAUAACUGGACUAAAGUUUCAUUAGAGGAAGUUGAAUAUGUGGAUAACCUCAAGAAAAAAAUAAAAAUCGAAAUGGCUCCAAAACUCAAUACUUUCGCUUUGUCAAGUCUCACUCUCAAAGCAACUUAUAAUAAUGACAACUCAAAUGAGACAGUAGAACUACAUGAGAAAGGUGAACUUGUUUCUGUCUUAAGACUAUUCAAUAUUGAUGAAAUGAAUGUUAAAGAUUCUUUUGCAAAGAAUAUUCUGUUGUUCAUUACUGCUUCGCCUGGUACCGCUAAUAUGACAUACAAGACUUUGCCUUCAUGGCAGAAAACCAAAUAUGACAGAUUGGCUGAUGAAAGUUUGAAAGCAUUGUAUUUGGAAACGAUUUGUGAGAAGCGUGAAAAAAAUGAGCUUAAUCUCGACAUUAUUAAAGUUGCACUCAUUUCACUUGUUAAUAUCUUAAUGGAUGUUUUAAAUAAAGGUCAUAAUGACAAUGAAUCUAUCAAAACAUUUAUGCUUAUUUUAAAUGCGGUUGUUGGUGGAAUCCAACUUCUAAUUAUUAUAUUAAAAAUAGUUAUGAUAGCAAUUUAUUGGGUGGAUGUAGGAUUGUCAUGUUCAGAAUUGCUUUUAAAGGUAUCAUCUGCUCAACAAAAUGUAUAA